Salvelinus fontinalis (brook trout) is the source of this 6009-nucleotide messenger RNA. Its product is annotated as copine-4-like. Bases 1285 to 2946 code for a protein of 553 amino acids. Gene Ontology annotation, molecular function: calcium-dependent phospholipid binding. Gene Ontology annotation, biological process: cellular response to calcium ion. The record is from RefSeq and is a predicted model, not a curated record. Lineage: Eukaryota; Metazoa; Chordata; Actinopteri; Salmoniformes; Salmonidae. The transcript is spliced from 18 exons. Gene Ontology annotation, cellular component: plasma membrane.
UGUCCAUUUCUUGUUCCCUGCUCUGAACCUUUCACACACACUGAAUGCAUGAAAUAUAAAGGAGAAAGAGUGAGAGAGAACGAGAGAGAACGAGAGAGAGAUGCAGAGUGAGCAGAACUGGGUCAUAUUGAGUUUGCUACCAAACCACGGGCCGUGGCAUAAAAGAGAGAGAAAGCGAGAGAGGGAAUCUAGAAUAGAAUGUAGAAUAGAAUGUAGAACAGAAUGUAGAAUAGCAUGUAGAAUAUAAUGUAGAAUAGAAUGUAGAAUAGAAUGUAGAAUAGAAUGUAGAAUGGCAUGUAGAAUGGCAUGUAGAAUAGAAUGUAGAAUAGCAUGUAGAAUAGCAUUUAGAAUAGAAUGUAGAAUAGAACGUAGAAUAGUACGUAGAAUAGAAUGUAGAAUAUAAUGUAGAAUGGCACGUAGAAUCUAAUGUAGAAUAGAAUGUAGAAUAGAAUGUAGAAUAUAAUGUAGAAUAGCAUGUAGAAUAGAAUGUAGAAUAGAAUGUAGAAUGGCAUGUAGAAUAGAAUGUAGAAUAGAAUGUAGAAUGGCAUGUAGAAUAGAAUGUAGAAUAGAACGUAGAAUAGUGUGUAGAAUAGAAUGUAGAAUAUAAUGUAGGAUGGCAUGUAGAAUCUAAUGUAGAAUAUGAUGUAGAAUACAAUGUAGAAUAUAAUGUAGAUUAAAAUGUAGAAUAGCAUGUAGAAUAGAAUAUAGAAUUGAAUUAAGAAUUGCAUGUAGAAUAGAAUAUAGAAUAGAAUAUAGAAUAGCAUGUAGAAUAGAAUGUAGAAUAGAAUGUAGAAUAGAAUGUAGAAUAUAAUAUAGAAUAGAAUGUAGAAUAGCAUGUUGAAUAUAAUGUAGAAUGGCAUGUAGAAUGGCAUGUAUAAUAGAAUGUAGAAUAUAACAUAGAAUAGAAUGUAGAAUAGCAUGUAGAAUAGAAUGUAGAAUAUAAUGUAGAAUGACAUGUAGAAUAUAAUGUAGAAUAGCAUGUAGACUGGAAUGUAGAAUAGAAUGUAGAAUAUAAUAUAGAAUAUAAUGUAGAAUAGCAUGUAGAAUAUAAUGUAGAAUCAAAUGUAGAAUAGCAUGUAGACUAGAAUGAAGAAUAUAAUGUAGAGUAUAAUGUAGAAUAUAAUAUAGAAUAGAAAAUAGAAUAGAAUAUGGAAUAGAAUAUAGAAUAGAAUGUAGAAUAGAAUGUAGAAUAGAAUGUAGAACAGGCCUCCUCGAGCUGCUGUUGGUCAGAAAACUGAAACACGAGGCAAUGUUUCUGUUAUUCUGGCCCUUUGAGUGUCCAGCAUGAGUAACAUAUACGAGUCUGCAGAGGCGACCCUCGGCCUGUGCAACUCUUCCUGUCUGACCAAGGUUGAGCUGAGAGUGGCUUGUCAAGGGAUCUCAGACCGAGAUGCCCUUUCUAAACCUGACCCCUGUGUUGUCCUCAAGAUGCAGUCACACGGACAGUGGUUUGAGGUGGACCGGACAGAGGUGAUCCGUAGCAGUAUCAGUCCAGUGUUCUCUAAGGUGUUCCUGGUUGACUUCUACUUUGAGGAGGUGCAGCGUCUUCGCUAUGAGCUACAUGAUAUCAGUCCCGCUCACAACGGACUCAGAGACACAGACUGCCUCGGAGCUAUGGAGUGUACGUUGGGACAGAUCGUGUCCCAGAGGAAACUGUCCAAAGCGCUACUUAAACAGGGAAACGCUACCAGCAAGUCCUCGAUCACGGUAACAUCAGAGGAGUUGUCAGGUAAUGAUGACUACGUAGAACUAUCCUUCAGAGCUCGGAAACUAGACGACAAGGAUUUCUUCAGCAAAUCAGAUCCAUUUUUGGAAAUCUUCCGAAUGAAUGAUGAUGGCAGCGGAUCACUAGUUCACAGAACUGAGACGGUGAUGAAUGACCUCAGCCCGGUGUGGAAGUCAUUCAAGGUCUCUCUUAACACACUGUGUAGUGGAGACCACGACCGCCAACUAAAGUGCACAGUGUAUGAUUGGGACUCCAAUGGGAAGCACGACUUCAUUGGAGAGUUUCAGACCACCUAUAAGGAGAUACGGACAGACCUGGACGGGAGACAGAUGCAAUGGGACUGUAUAAACCCCAAGUACCAGCUGAAGAAGAAGAACUACAGAAACUCUGGCGUCAUCGUCCUCAACCACUGUAAGAUCAUCAAGAUGUAUUCUUUCCUGGAUUACAUCAUGGGAGGCUGUCAGAUCCAGUUCACAGUGGCCAUAGACUUUACAGCGUCAAACGGAGACCCCAAAAACAGUUGUUCUCUCCACUACAUCCAUCCAUACCAGCCCAAUGAGUACCUGAAAGCCCUGGUGGCUGUGGGCGAAAUAUGUCAAGACUAUGACAGUGAUAAGAUGUUUCCAGUGUUUGGGUUUGGAGGUCAGAUCCCACCUGACUUCAAGGUCUCACACGAUUUUGCCGUGAACUUUGAUGAAGACAAUCCAGAAUGUUCUGGUAUCCAGGGUGUGGUGGAAGCCUACCAGGGCUGUCUUCCUAAGAUCCAGCUGUACGGACCGACCAACAUCGCUCCCAUCAUACAGAAAGUUGCUUCUUCUGCCUCAGAGGAGAUGCACACCAAGGAAGCUAUGGAGUAUUUCAUCCUGUUGAUUCUAACAGAUGGAGUGAUAACAGACAUGGCUGACACUAGAGAAGCUAUAGUCCAUGCUUCCCACCUACCCAUGUCUGUCAUCAUAGUAGGGGUGGGAAAUGCUGACUUCAGUGACAUGCAGAUGUUGGACGGAGACGAUGGAAUACUCAGGUCCCCGAAAGGAGAGCCUGUUCUCAGAGACAUUGUCCAGUUCGUUCCCUUUAAAGACUUCAAACAUGCGUCCCCGGCUGCGCUAGCUAAGAGUGUGUUAGCGGAGGUGCCCAAUCAGGUGGUGGAUUACUACAACGCAAAAGGACUGCAUCCAAAAUGUCUGUCUGACUAUGACGAAUCUACCAGACACCCAUUAUGAACACACACACACCCAUUAUAAACACACACACACCCAUUAUAAACACACACACCCCCAUUAUAAACACACACACACACCCAUUAUAAACACACACACACCCAUUAUGAACACACACACACCCAUUACACACCCAUUAUAAACACACACACACCCAUUAUAAACACACACACACCCAUUACACACCCAUUAUAAACACACACACACCCAUUAUAAACACACACACACACAUUAUAAACACACACACACACACCCAUUAUAAACACACACACACCCAUUACACACCCAUUAUAAACACACACACACACCCAUUACACACCCAUUAUAAAUCUACCAGACCCCUCAGUCCCUGAUCACACAAACACACACAUUAUAAACACACACACACCCAUUAUAAACACACACCCACCCAUUACACACCCAUUAUAAAUCUACCAGACCCUUCAGUCCCUGAUCACACAAACACAGACAUUAUAAACACACACACACACACCCAUUAUAAACACACACACACCCAUUAUAAACACACACACACCCAUUACACACCCAUUAUAAACACACACACACACACCCAUUAUAAACACACACACACCCAUUACACGCUCAUUAUAAACACACACACACCCAUUACACACCCAUUAUAAACACACACACACCCAUUACACACCCAUUAUAAACACACACCCACCCAUUACACACUCAUUAUAAACACACACACACCCAUUACACACCCAUUAUAAACACACACCCACCCAUUACACACUCAUUAUAAACACACACACACCCAUUACACACCCAUUAUAAACACACACACGCCCAUUAUAAACACACACACACACACACACCCAUUAUAAACUCCCAUACACCCAUUAUAAACACACACACACACACCCAUUACAAACACACACACAUAUAUUAAACACACACCCAUUAUAAACACACACAUACACAUUAUAAACACACAGACACCCAUUAUAAACACACACAUAUUAAACAUGCACACGCCCAUUAUAAACACACACACACACCCAUUACAAACACACACACACACACACACACACACUUUAUAAAUACACACACACCCAUUAUAAUCAUACAUACACCCAUUAUAAACACACACACACUGCAUACAGUAGUGUAGCCCAGAAAAGUAGUUUGAUCUGGUGGUUUCACUACGUAAUUACUGCGUAUUACUACGUAUUACUGCAUGCUGGCCUAAUGGGUUUUUAUCACACACACACAGGCACACACACACACACACACACACACACACACACACACACACAUACACACACACACACACACACACACACACACACACACACCUUUUAAAGGUGACUUUCAAUAUUUUUCAACAAUAUUACAUACAGUAUAGGUUAAUUGAAGUUUAGUAAGAGUUGUACCUUAUCAUAAUAACCAUCAUAAUAAUGAGGGCCAACUAGUCCAUAGUUUAGGGUUCUGGUAACAUAGGAGACUUUGUAAACAAAUAAUGUGUAGCUUCAAAUCAUGUUUAAAGAGCGACUGAACCAAAUAACCAACUUCCCCAAUUGAAAACGACCUAUGUAGCAUCAAUGAGUCAGAAACAUUUGUUAUUGAGUCAAAAUUGACUACAAAGUGUAAAUAGGGUAAUUUUGGUCAUAAAGUCAGUACCGUCCAAAACAAAGAUUGGUGAAAUGUAAGGAAUCUAGGUUACGUAACAGUUUUCCUUGGGUUGAGUUCAUUUCAAUCCUGCCCACAGCUGGCAGCACCCAAGUAAUCAUCAAUUCUGAGCACAGGUGCAAAAAACCCGAUCAUUAUGCGCACACUGACCGUGGUAAAUCUGGUUUGACUUUGGAUAUCACUAUGUGUCUAGUUAGGGACCAUCAAUAAAUUACACAAUGUACAAUAUUUUUGGACAAUGUGAAAACAUUUCAAUAACUCCAAAUUUAUAAUACUUAAAAACCUCUAACAAACUAUAAAUUGUAGCAAUUAAUAUACAAAUAUUGAAAGAAUGUCAUGAGAACUAAAAGAUGUGCAACAUGAAAAUAUUGUACCAUUUACAUUUUGUAAUUUAUUGACGGUCCCUAACUAGCCCCAGAGAUAGACUAUCAAAAAGUUAAACCACCUUUUCCCCUGUCGCACACCAGCCGACUGAAGCUAAUUGGUGAAAGGCCUAGCCCAGGAUACUUCCAGGCACAAUACUUGAGCCCUAUACUACGAAUCAGGUUUGAGGAGUUAGCGAGGCAACUUUGGUAAACUCUGAGUUCAUCUCUGGAUAACCGAUCCUACGAAAGGGGCUCACCUUUUAGCCAGGGAAAUUUCUAUGGCAAUAAAUCCUUCAGAACUAACCUGCUCUGGGGCAGGCGAACUCACGGCUAACUCCACUUACCCUGAAUGAAAUGACUGAUAUGCGAGUCGGAGGACCAAUGAAAUCAGAUUCCCUGCCUCUCGCAAAGAUCAUGUUAUCAUCCCCUUCAGGAGGACGUCUGAUUAAAUAUUUUAUGAAUCAAAUGUGUUGGGUUAAAAUUUGUCAGAUUAAAAUACCUAUCAUAUUACACAUUUAGAAAUGACAGGAUGCAUUUGAAAGUUCACGCACGGUAAAACUUUUACAUGACUGUGUACGAUACAAUUACUUUAUUGAUAGGGGUGGAACAAAAGGUGAUUGUGUACUGAUAAGCACAUCCAAAGCACAUCACAAGAAAUACACAAACACAAGAGACACCCACAUCAAAGAACUCCUCCAAGAACCAAAUCUGGUUCUCAGUCUCAUUUCCUAAUGAGGAGGGUUGAAACCCAAAAGUAAAUCAGUUCAGACACAAUUUUAAAUCAUGUUGCUCUCGUGCCUCAUUCCUUCAGCACGACUUAUACAUUUCAUAUAGAAGACAGAACUAUUUGCAUGUGGAAAUGUCAUGGGAUGCAUUUUAUCUGUUGUUUAUGUUUUUGUUGGUGGCCCGCUCUUUGAUGGUAUGCACAUUUUACAGAGUGUGGAUUUUAAGGAGUUAGGAUUAUAUACUGUAACGUGUUAUAUACGUCUUUUUCUACAGGUUUGUUGAGAGUUUGCUAAAUAAAUAAAUAACUAAAACUGUA